This is a messenger RNA of Strongylocentrotus purpuratus (purple sea urchin), 1355 nucleotides long. Its product is annotated as polyamine-modulated factor 1. Gene Ontology annotation, biological process: chromosome segregation. Lineage: Eukaryota; Metazoa; Echinodermata; Echinoidea; Camarodonta; Strongylocentrotidae. The transcript has 5 exons. The record is from RefSeq and is a predicted model, not a curated record. Gene Ontology annotation, cellular component: MIS12/MIND type complex. The coding region runs from base 39 to 719 and encodes 226 amino acids.
UUCGGCCGCUCGUCACCGGCGCCCGCGGGAAAUUCGAAAUGGCGACUUGUAAAGGUGAUUCUGAAGGCGACAAAAGUCUCGUACAAAAUCAGGACGAAAAACAAGUGAUUGCAAACGAAUCUUCAGUAGCAGGUGAUCCUCCAGGUGAGCCUGAUGGAGCACGGAUGAUGCACCUCAGGGAUGCACUGAGGAAAACAAUCCAAAAAUGCAUUGAUUCGGCCAAGUUCAGCACAUUCAACAGGCACUAUGGGAAGCACAUGGCAGACAGGAACCCACAAGCCUUGAAGAGUCUCCUGCAACAAUUUAAAGAACAGCUUGAGAAAUCCAUCAAGGAAGAGAUUGAGCUGAUGAUUGAUGAAGAGAAUUUAGUUCAUCUGUUCAAUGAGCUUGACAAGCUUAUAGAUGGGACAAGCAACGAGGGCAACCCGGUAGCAUGGCGGCCUUCUGGUGAGCCAGAGAAGGAUUGCCAGAGGCAAGUGUACAAGGAAAAGCUGAAGGAGAAAGAGAAGCUGGAGAGAGUCCUACAAGAAGUAGAAGCAGAGGGUAGCAGACUCCAAGAGGUUAUCAAGGGUCAGAGACAAAAGCUUGGAAAGACACAAAUGAAGAUCAAUCACCAACUAGAAGCAUUCAAUCAGGCUGCUGCAUCAUGUGAUCAAGUUCCUAUAACCGAGCUAGAGAAGGUCCUCCAUCAGUUAUGCUCCUCAAUACCUGCUACGUGAUGGAUCCUGACUCUGCCUGGCUGGCUAUGUCAAAGGUCAAUGGUAUUGUCAUUACGAAGUGUAAAUUGUGAAAACAAUCAUCGCUCUUUUUUAUCCAAUUUAAAAAUACCAAUGCCUCAUGGACUACAUGUAUGUAAUCAUGGUUGAAUCCAUUUCGUGAAGAAGAUAUAAGCAGGACUUCCAUGUAAGGGGUUAAUAUUAGUAUUGUGUGAAAUGAGAGGGUUCUGAUUUAAAGCUCAAUAAAAUAAUCAAAUCAUGGAUCUUCCUGAAUUUUAGAUAGUCAUUGUUCCGCCCCCUUUGUGUAAUAUGAUCUUUUAGUUUUCAAAUAUUAUUUAUUUUAUCUAUCAUGUUUUCAUAUUACCAAAUAAAUCCUAGGUUUUGACACCAAAACAAAUGAUGUCUCUAGCAUGGCUAUGGCUACUUUUCAGGUUUCAGCAGCCAUCUUGGAUUACAAAAUGUCCACCAGCUUAGGUGCUGUAUUGAAUUUAAGGCUACUCUAAUAUUUGAUUAUUCUUCAAACCAUACCAUACCAUUACAUAUCCUGACCUCUAGAACAUACUUUUCAUCUUGCUAAUUACAGCUUUACUGUAAAUAGUACCGGUAACUAUUUUUAAGGUAUUGGUACUUUCCCGAUUG